Molecule: messenger RNA, 1289 nt
Organism: Bombina bombina (fire-bellied toad)
Lineage: Eukaryota; Metazoa; Chordata; Amphibia; Anura; Bombinatoridae
Gene: JCHAIN
Product: joining chain of multimeric IgA and IgM
Exons: 4
Coding region: 152-628 (158 amino acids)
Source: RefSeq, a predicted model, not a curated record
CGGAUGACAUCUGGUUUCAGUAUUAGAAUAUUGUAAAACCAUGCUGCUAUUUUAGGCAAAGGGCUGUUUAGUUAGAAUUCCCCUCCCCCCGUUUAAUAGCAACCCAGUUUUGUCUUACCUGUAUAACUUCGUAAGAAGCCGGAGAAGAAGGAUGCAGAGUGACAGUAUCAUGCUGGCAGCCUUGCUGCUGAUGUUUGGCACGUCUAUAUAUGUCACAGGGCAAUAUUUUCUUGAGGAUGAGAACGUCUUAGUGGACAAUAAAUGCAAGUGCAUCAAGGUGACCUCUAAGUUUGUCCCAUCAAAGGAAAAUCCCAAGGAGGAGAUUUUAGAAAGAAACAUUGAAAUAAGGAUCCCAUUGAAAAGCAGAAUGAAUAUUUCUGAUCCAACAUCACCGCUGCGAACCAACUUUGUUUACAGACUCUCAGAUCUCUUCAAAAAAUGUGAUCCUGUUGAAGUAGAAAUUGGUGGAGAAACAGUACUUGCCUCUCAGGACAACUGUGACCAUGUAGAUGAUACCUGCUAUACCUAUGACAGACGGAAGUGCUACACCGUUGAUGUUCCAUUCACAGUCGAUGGAAAAACCAUAAUGAGGAAAGCGGCGCUGAAUCCAGAAUCCUGCCAUGAAUAAAUGUACUGGCAUAACGCUUUAUAAUUGCUAUAUUUUACAGCAUAACUGUAAUUUUCUUGUAAGUUUUGUUUUAUUUCCACAAUAAAUACAUUUUCACCUUGCAUUCAAUUGGACAUAAAAAAAAACACGCAAGUCUUGAUUUAUGUUAUGUUUGGUUAACCCCUUAAUAACCAAGAGUAACUUGCAUGCUUGUGACCAAAAUGAGAUUCCUUAAUUAAACUGUUUUUUUUCGUUGUAUGAACCCCCAACAUUAAUGACUUUUUAUCAGGACAUAAAAUGCAUUAUAUUCCUUUAGCACACUCACCCAUUUCUUUUUAAAUAACCAAAAUAUUUUCAAUACAAUUGCAAAAUUCUGUAGAAGAAAAAGUUAAUUGUCAAUUCAAUAUGGCAGAAAGCCACAUACACACAUAUUCACAUGCACACAUACUCACAUGCACAUACACUCACAUGCACACACACUCACAUGCACACACACUCACAUGCACGCACACACUCACAUGCAUACAUACUCACAUGCACACACACUCACAUGCCUGCACACAAACACACCUACAUUAACAAACAUUAAUGUUAGUUUUCAAAAAUGUGGAAAUUUGGAUUAAACUUUCCCUACCCAGUGGAAGAUCUGUCACAUCAUACAAUAACAAUUGUGUUUUUUUUA